CUGAAGGAGACACUCGGUGCAACUUUCUUUUUCUCAAAAUGUAAAUAGAAAUGGAAUAGUGUCAUAUUUUAUCAGUUGUAGGAUUUAGGUCACAUUUGUUUUGGUUCUGUUGGCCCAGAAUGCCCGGUGCUAUAGUACGUUUUCUGCUUUUGGAGAAGUCUUUGGUCUGCUUGGCAUUCACAUAUGCAUUCGAACCGCGCCAGAGUUCACUUUAAUUGAAUCCAGACCUAGGUUUUUAGGCGGACUAGAGUUCACUGUUUUGGUUUGCAUCUGAUUAAGUGUUCACAUCUCCCCCAACGAAACAGAGUUUGUCUAACAGAAAAUUUGUCUAAUCAAGCUGGACAAAUUAGCUUGAUUAAAGAGAGUUUGAUUAAAACAGGCUUAACAGGGCUGGUGGAAUGGACUCCAAAAAAGCCAAAGACCAAAAAAGUGAACUCUGGUCCACUUAAAAGAAAUAAAUCCAGGUCUGGUGUGGUUCGAAUUAGGGAUGCAAACCAUUAGUCAACUUAAGAUUAAUUGUCAAUGAAUGAUUUAUUAGAUUAAAAUUAGAUCCAAAGGAUAAACUUCUCUUAAACCUUCUUUUAGUGUAGUAGUUUGACCGCCAUCCAACACACGGUGGCAUUGGUCAUCCAAAACCAUUUGAUACAGAAAUAAAGAUGGCAGAACUAUCCCAGAAUGGGAAAGAGAAUCAGUCCAAACAAAGUCUGGUGUUGGAUGCAAAAUACACUUUUUGCAGUUCUGUUUAGAAAUAUUAACACUCGACAAACUCCUUAAGUUUCAUCUUAAUAGGUUUGCUGCAUGGCAGAGCAAUGUCAACUUCUCAAUAAAAUAUUACUGAGUUGAUAUGAAGGCGAGGAUGUGAUGGCGACAGAAAAGUAGAGAACAUAACUCAGAAAAAUUGUAACAUUAUGGAAAAUGACAUGGUGUCAAUAAGCAUGGUUAAUUUUGAGGGCUGUGUAGGUGUAAUAAUGUGAUAAAAUCACAAAUUCCAUUUUAUUCAGUCAGUAUUUAACACAGGUAACACAAAAAUGUUUAAGCACAAUGAUGUGCUUCUUUUUUAAAAUUCAGUAUAUGAAAAAUUUAGCUCUUCAUGUUAUGAUACAAAAGAAAACUCGGGUUUUUAAGAAAGUGGCAGCUUAUCAAUUAAUUGUCGAUUGAUAAGACCAAUCAAUUAUUGAUGAACUAAUUAGUCAAUAACUUCAAUCCCUAGUUUGAAUGCGUAUGUGAAUGCAAGCAGACAGGAGACUUAUUCAAAAGCAGGCUCAUGGUCUUUAACCAAAGACAAAAGAGAAAUACUGCAACCGCUAAAAUCUGACAUCAUUCAUUUUUGUCAGUGUCUUCUUCAGAGAUCUUCCUGUUGUUUCCUUUAGAUAGGGUUAGGGUUUGUUUUUACAACAGCAUGAUGUCUAGCCUUGCUGCUGUCUUGAGUAGUCGUUCAUUAUUUGUGUCGUAUUGAAUCUCUCCCACUUAAGUUCCUGGUUUCAAGCAAUAUCGACAACCAAGGGGCCUGUCAGAUUGAUCUAUUACCAAGGAAUUAAAGUUUUGGACAGAAAAUCUGUCAAAUUUAAUCAUCGCCAUGUUCCCACAAAUCUAGAUAUGAUGAACUUUGACACCGUUUUUAAACUUUAUCAAACUUUGUUUACUAUACAUAUUUUAAAUAUUCUGCCUUGCUCCUGUCAGAUCUGUAGGUCUAGUAACCUCUUUUGGUCAAACGGCUUUUUCUCUCUGAGACAUGAAUUUGUGGAAUUCUUAAUAUCAGGACUUGAAACUGAUUGCAGACUUGGUGCCUUGUUCACAUGAAGACUGAUGCAGUUUCUCUCAGAAGACCAGUCCUGUAGACAUGAUUAGCAGCAGCCCACGAUGGUUUUAUGAUGCCGUUUGUUUCAUUGUGCUCAGUUUUAAGGUCAUUUUAAGAUUUAUGUUGUAUAUAAUAUUUUAUCUUGCCAUGCUGUCUUACUGUCUUUGUUAAAAGACUUUUUGGAACUACUAGCCUUCACUGGACAGUAAAUUGCCAGGAAACGGGGAGGAGAGAGAGGGCAAAUUGCCCCAGCAAUUGAACCCAGGACAACCAUUUUGAGGACUUCAGCCUGCUCGUUGUGCUUGUAGUCUACCAACUGAACCACCCAGCCCCAGCAUCUCCCGUUUGACUGCCUUUAAACAGUUUUAUGUUGUUAGAGGUCCUUCUUGGGAUGUGUGUUGCAAAUGAGCUUGAGGCCAUAAAUGUUCUAGUGUUUCUUACUUAUGAUUACUGCCUGUUCCUGUGCAAGUAACCAAGAAAGAAAGAUCCACCUUUAUUGAUAGGCCAAAUUGUCACCAAUACCUGAUCUAGAAUUUAUUUCAAUAUUGGGGCAGAUACAGACAUUCUACAUCCACCUCCCAAAAUAGUCAAAUCUGUGAGUAGUGCCAGCUGCAGAUGUCUACACUGAUCCUGAGAGAAGCCAGUUGUGCUGAAGCUGAUUUUAUUUAUUCCCGUGUCGUUUUCCAAAGCAUUCCAUUGUGAGUGGAUCUCUGGCCCAGGAAGACCCUGUCUGCCCUGAAACCAUAUGUAAUGGACCAGCAGAGGGCGCUGCACUCUGAUUGCCUGGUCUCAGGAAUCCGCACGCCUCCUGUCAGACGCAACAGCAAGCUGGCGAGCCUGGGGCGCAUCUUCAAGCCAUGGAAGUGGAGGAAAAAGAAAAGUGAGAAGCCGAGGCCCCCUGGAGUGGCCGAGAAGAAGGCAGCUGUACGACAGAAGAGAGAUGAGCUCGUCAAGCGAAGCCCUGGGGAGAUGGAAACAGAGUCGGAUCUCGCUUGUGGGGGGAACGGCGAGGAUCCUGACACCCCGACCCAGUCAGACGGUGAGGACAGAGACGAGGAACUCAUGGCCCCCCUGGCCAGUGCCAGUGAGGACCUGGGAAGCGAUUCAGAAGCCCCAGCAGUUCAAGAUGUGGAAGAAGAUCCGAAGGCGGCUGGAGAAAUCAAUCGGGGCGAGGACGAAGACGCAGAAGACGGGAACGUGUCACUAAGCGACUCCAGUGAGGAGCGGACGAUGGAAACGGCAGAGGCUGCUGAGGCAAAACAGGAAAUGGUGGCAGCCAAGCCCCAGAGACGAGCCAGCACCCCUCCUCCACCAAGUCUUCCUGUCAAGCUGCUCACCAGGCUGGGCAGCUUAGAUGGUGCUCCUCCAGUUUCAGUGAAAAAGUCUCCCGCCACAUUACCGAGGAACUUCACACUCCCCAAAGAACCUCACGGAUCCCUGCUGAGAGGCAGGAUCUCUACACCCACCGGCUCUCCGCACCUUGGGGCCCUUCACCAGCCACUGCCCCCCAGCUGCAUCAUUGAGGAACUGCAUCGUGCCCUGGCCACCAAACACAGACAGGAGAGUUUCCAGACGAAGGAAGCCCGCUGUUCCCCGAAGCGCAGAGCGGAUGGCCGGCUGUCUCGGACGUCCAGCAUGGAGAGGGAGUCACUCGGGGAGAUGGACGGCAAGAAGAGGUCAGACGAGAACAAGGAGAACUGUAGCCUGGAUCAGUACGCCAGCGACCAGGACAGCUGGAACGAGUCGGUAAUCUCUGGAACACUCCCGCGCAGGAUGAGGAAAGAGCUCCUGGCCGUGAAGCUUCGGAACAGGCCCAGCAAACAGGAGCUGGAGGACCGCAACAUCUUCCCGGUCCGCAGCGACCAAGAGCGACAGGAAAUCCGCCAGCAGAUAGAGAUGAAGCUGGCCAAGCGACUGAGCCAGAGACCGGCUGUGGAGGAACUGGAGAGCCGGAACAUCUUAAAGCAGAGAAAUGACCAGAUUGAGCAGGAAGAGAGGAGGGAAAUAAAGCAGCGGCUCAACAGAAAGCUCAACCAGAGGCCAACCGUGGAUGAGCUGCGGGACAGGAAGAUCCUGAUCCGCUUCAGCGACUAUGUGGAAGUGGCCAAAGCUCAGGACUACGACAGACGUGCAGACAAGCCAUGGACCAGACUGUCAGCUGCUGACAAGGCGGCGAUCAGGAAGGAGUUGAACGAGUUCAAGAGCAACGAGAUGGAAGUUCAUUCUUCUAGCAAGCAUCUGACAAGGUUCCACCGGCCGUAGCAAGGUUUCUUCUGUGAAGAGUUGCUUAAAUCUGGUUCUGUCAGAGAAGACCUUGCAUCAGUGGCUGUCCUGAUAUUUGGGUUCAGCAAACCUUGGAGGCUAUGUCUCUAAUAGGGAGUCUGCUGGUAGGAGAGGCGGCAUGCAGCACGCUCCACCUGCGCUGAGGGGAAGCACUCCUUCACCACCCGGCCACAGCAGCAGGAAGGACAAAGAUCUGCCCUGCAGCUCCAGCAGACCAGCAAGGACUUCUUUUUGUAAACAGACUAUUUUCAAAGACUUUGUUUUUGAGGCCACUGGUGGUGGGGAGUGGAGGGGGUGCAUGUGAUGAAGUCAACCAGUCCCACUCCAGUAACGUUAGUCACAACCCUGAGCCGUGUGAGUCUCAACGAUUCAACUGAUCAGUUUCAUAUCAAGACUGUAAAAUGUUCUUAAUGAGCCCUUGUCAAUGUACAAGACAGAAAUCCCUUUGUAAGCACUAUUUAUUGUCUGCACAAUACAAGUUUUCUAUUGGUAAC
Molecule: messenger RNA, 4575 nt
Organism: Xiphophorus maculatus (southern platyfish)
Lineage: Eukaryota; Metazoa; Chordata; Actinopteri; Cyprinodontiformes; Poeciliidae
Gene: phactr3b
Product: phosphatase and actin regulator 3-like
Exons: 13
Coding region: 2549-4060 (503 amino acids)
Biological process (GO): actin cytoskeleton organization
Molecular function (GO): actin binding
Source: RefSeq, a predicted model, not a curated record